Phascolarctos cinereus (koala) is the source of this 584-nucleotide messenger RNA. Its product is annotated as galectin-1-like. The record is from RefSeq and is a predicted model, not a curated record. NCBI's taxonomy places the organism in Eukaryota, Metazoa, Chordata, Mammalia, Diprotodontia, Phascolarctidae. Gene Ontology annotation, molecular function: lactose binding; laminin binding.
UUCUAUUUGAAGGCUCAGACGCGUUCCUGAUUCACCAUCUCUGCGCUGGAGUUGGACGUUAUCUUUCGGGACCCAGCGCAGCCAGGAGAAUCGCAGGAACAUUUCUCACCCUCCAUUAUGCCCCAAAAUAUGUAUAUUCAAGAAUUGGACCUUCACCAUGGAGCGCUUAUAAAAAUAAAAGGAGAUAUACUGCCUAAUGCAUCAGUGUUUAAAAUUAACCUGGGCAAGGACCAACAAAAGCUUGGCUUUCACUACAAUGCACGCUUCAACUAUUAUGGUGACUUGCAUACAAUCAUCUGCAAUGACCUGUCCGAAGCCCGUUGGGGUACAGAACAAAGGGAGCGCAACUUUCCCUACGUGAAGGGGACCACAGUGGAGAUUUGCAUAAGCUUUGAAGAAACUGCUUAUAAAGUGACAACGCAUGAUGGCUAUGAGUUCACUUUCCCCAAUCGCCUUCAGCUUGAAAAACUAGAAUUCGCCUCAUUUCAAGGUGACUUCAAUGUUAGAAAAGUAGACUUCGAUUAAGCCCUCCAAUCAAACCGGCUUCAGACAUUUUUUGACCUUUGGGUCUCUGUUUUUACUAA